This is a messenger RNA of Nomascus leucogenys (northern white-cheeked gibbon), 1647 nucleotides long. RefSeq names its product mucin-3A-like. The record is from RefSeq and is a predicted model, not a curated record. NCBI's taxonomy places the organism in Eukaryota, Metazoa, Chordata, Mammalia, Primates, Hylobatidae. Bases 1 to 1647 code for a protein of 548 amino acids. The transcript is spliced from 3 exons.
AUGACGUCACACAGUACUCCCAGGUUCACUUCUGCGAUUGCCAGCACCAAGACCACUUCACAGAGUACUCCCAGUUUGACUUCUCUCAUCGCCACCACUGGGACCAGCUCACCCAGUACCCUCGGCUUUAGUUCUUCAAUCGCCACCACUGAGACAACCUCACACAGUACUGCCGGCUUCACUUCUUCGAUUGCCACCAGCGAGACCACGUCACACAAUACUCCUGGCUCCACUUCUUCGAUCGCCACCACCGAGACCACCUCACACAGUACUCCCAGCUUCACUUCUUCUAUCACCACCACUGAGUCCACCUCACACAGUACUGCCAGAAUCACUUCUUCGAUCACCACCACCGAGAUCAUUUCACGCAGUACUCCCAUCUACACUUCUUCCAUCGCCACCACUGGGACACCCUCACACGCUACUCCCAGCUUCACUUCUACCAUCACCACCACCACCGAGAGCACAUCUCACAGUGAUCCCAGCUUGACUUCUGCCAUCACCACCACUGAGACCCAGUCAUACAGUCCUCCCAUCUUCACUUCUUUGAUCACCACAACAGAGACCACCUCACACAGUACUCCCAGCUUCACUUCUUUGAUCACCACCACCGAGACCACCUCACAGAGUCUUCCAGGCUUCACUUUUUCAAUCCCCACCACCGAGACCAGCUCACACAGUCCUCCCAGCUUCACUUCCUCCAGUACCACCACUGAGACCCCUUCACGUAGUCCUCCUGCCUUCUCUUCUUCAAUUGACAACUCCAAGACCACCUCAACCAGUCCUCCCAGAUUCACCGCUGCGAUCGCCACCACCAAGACCACCUCACGCAUUACUCCCAGGUUCACUUCUGCGAUUGCCAGCACCAAGACCACUUCACAGAAUACUCCCAGUUUGACUUCUUUCAUCGCCACCACUGGGACCAGCUCACACAAUACCCUCGGCUUUAGUUCUUCGAUUGCCACCACUGAGACAACCUCACACAGUACUGCUGGCUUCACUUCUUCGAUCGCCACCAGCGAGACCACAUCACACAAUACUCCUGGCUUCACUUCUUCGAUCGCCACCACUGAGAACACCUCACACAGUACUCCCAGCUUCACUUCUUCAAUCACCACCACUGAGAUCAUCUCACAUAGUACUCCCAGCUACAUUUCUUCGACUGCCACCACUGAGACACCGUCACACAGUACUCCCAGCUUCUCUUUUUCAAUCGCGACCACUGAGACCAUAUCACACAGGACUCCCAGGUUCACUUCUUUGAUCACCAGCACUGAGACCACCUCACACAGUACUCCCAGCUUCACUUCUUCGAUCACCAGCACUGAGACCACCUCACGCAGUCCUCCCAGCUUCACUUCCUCAAGCACCACCACUGAGACCCCUUCACAUAGUCCUCCUGCCUUCUCCUCUUCAAUUGACACCUCCAAGACCACCUCAACCAGUUCUCCCAGAUUCACCUCUGCGAUCGCCACCACCAAGACCACCUCACACAACAACCUCACACAGUACUGCCGGCUUCACUUCUUCGAUCGCCACCAGCGAGGCCACGUCACACAAUACUCCUGGCUUUACUUCUUUGAUCGCCACCACCGAGACCACCUCACACAGUACUCCCAGCUUCACUUCUUCAAUCACCACCACUGA